CUCAGGUUAGUACAAAGUUUUGAGUUUCUCAUCUUUUUUUUUUUUUAAUCACUUUCGUCUUCAAGAUGUUAUGUUCUUUGAUGUGGAUGAGUACAAAGUAAAAGAGCUCUACAAGCAAGCAGGAAGUGACGCACAACUACAGCAACAAAGCACAACGUAGAGGAUAUUCCGUGAAAGAAGGACUACGGCCGAUUCAGAGUCCUGUUCCUCGUGGAGGAUGGGCAACGUGAUGCGAAGCGUGGGCAGCCGCCACAAAAUCAACACAAGAGACCCCAGCAGCCCUCGGGAAGGGUCAAAGGACAACGUGGCGGUAGUCAUCGCCGACUAUCCGCCUCCAGAUGUCAGAGAGCCCAUCUUCAAAAUGGGGGAGAAGCUCAGCAUCAUCUCGCAGGACGCCUACUGGUGGAAGGUCAGUUCCAUCCAGACAGGAAAGGAGAGCUACAUCCCCAGUAGCCAUGUGGCCAAAGUGUACCAUGAUUGGCUGUUUGAGGGGGUGACGAGGCGUGAGGCCGAGAAGCUGCUUCUUCUACCUGAGAACAGGGCAGGCUCCUUUUUGGUACGGGAGAGCGCCACGGAGAGAGUGACCAAGCGUGUGAAGACAUUCACAGGCACGUACGUGCUGUCAGUCAAGCACAACACCAUCAAGCACUAUCGCAUCUCCAGGCUGGACAACAACUGGUACUACAUCUCGCCUCGCCUUACCUUCCAGUGCCUGGAGCACAUGAUCAACCACUACUCCGACACUGCGGACGGCAUGUGCUGCGUCUUGACCUCUCCGUGUUUGUCCAACCAAAUGACUCCACCAGCAGGCGAGCCGCCGGUCGUCAUGAGGUGCCACUUUGACUGGAAUGAAAUAGACAGGAUGCAGCUGACCAGCACGGACGGCCACGAUAACAACAUGGUGAGCUACGGCGUCAGGAACAGCAUGGCCGACUACCUGGCCUUUUCCGGAUAUCACCAGGAGGCCCAACACGUGAAGAAGGAAAGCAGGAAGAGGAAGAGCAAAUCUGUCUACACCCUGCCAAAAAACGGCCUGGCCAACAUCGACUACGAUGCCCUCUAGGGGCCGCUGAAAAGACUUCUUGUACACAAGCUGCUGUUUUUCUACGUGAGACUAAAGCCUGGUUUAUGAUUCUGCAUCGAGCCAAUGGUGUACACUACCCAGGUUCGCGUCUCCCCCUCCAACUCGAGUGUGUAUACAACGUGUUCCUUCGCGAAUGCAAUUGCCAGCGUUUGCUCGCGAUGAAGGAGGAUAACAAGCUAAAUGGUGGACGGGCUCACUGCAUUGACUCGCUGGAAACAAUGCCCCUAGCGGCAAGCGCUGAAUUCGGACGCAGAACUUCACAACUGCAACGGAAGGGACCAUGUAGUGACUACGCAGAAGUGUAAACUAAGCUCGAAAGGUGCGUUCACACUUGUAAUGUUUGGUUUGGUUAAAAGGAACUCUGCUACAAUGGUUUGUUUGGUUAAGUUUGAAUGCCAUCAUCCAAAUCCUGGCAUACACCGAAAGAUUGGCUUGCUUUCUGCUUGCUAGUACAGUAAUCCCUUAUUUAUUGCGGUUCAUUUGUUCCAGACCCGACCGGGAUAAGUGAAAAGCUGCGAAGUAGGAUUCCAUAUUAAUAAAUGGAAUAUUUUUGUAGUUAUGGCAUGGAAACCCUGUUUACAAUCUUCCAAAUACGGGUUUUAACAUUAUUACAGCCCUCAAGACAUGAAAUAACACCCCUAUAGUCACCUUUACAUUUGUAUUACCCAAUAUAGUAAAUAUAAUCAGGGAAAAUAAGGCUUAUUAGACAUAAAUAACGUAGACUCAGCAGUUAGCAGUCAGACAUUAGCAGUUUCUUGUUUUUGUCUGGACAGCGUACUGCCAGAGUAUUUCCUUGAGGCUUUAAAUGGCUUCACAGUCAUAUUACACAAUAUAGUAGACACAAUACGAGUAAAUAACCCAUGUAAGACAUCAAUAAAACUCCUGAUCGAGCAGUGGCGCAGUAAAUGGGUCCCCGAGGAAACCUUAGCGAGGAGUCUAGUGCCUGUCUCGCCGAACAGCGACACCCAGUGGCCAAUGUAGGACACAGUACUACAUUCACAAUUAUAAUGCUUCUUCGGCCUUGUAUUUGUAUUUUAGUUCAUUUAUUAGUUCAUUUUACCAUGUUUAUGCUUGAAAAGGCUUAAUUUAGACCAAGAAUAAGUACAAUUUGCUUAAAUAUGCAUUUUUUGCAGAUAUUUGGCUAUAUUCAACCAUGAAACAAUGAUCAUUUAUUAAUUGAUAAAUGUUUGAAAAUCCGCAAUACGGCGAGGGAGUGAUAAUCGAACCGCGGUAUUGCGAGGGACCGUACUGUGAACGCAACACUGACCAAAGACAGGAAAUGGGAAAAGUGUACAAGAAAUGCAGAGAAGUGCUGUAUUUUUGGAAUACCUUGUGUUGCAUCACGUAAUAAGUCACACAAGCUUCCCACUCAAGUCUUUGGUUCAUGCAUUACAGUACAGAACAUGUCCUGUGCAGCUUUUGCACCAUAAAAAAAAAAAAAACAGAACUGUGUUGGCCUUAUUUUACUCGAUUCGGUGAUCAAAAUCCUUUGCCGCCUUUUUCCAAACACAAGCCAGCACUUAAGUCCACAAAACUGACAAUGGGAUGAGGUCCUGAGAGGAAUAUCCGGCCCAGCUCUUGAAAUGUGCUUUUCCCUCCCAGCUCUGCCCUGAAGCCGAUCGUUGGCCUAGCAAUUUUUAAUAUAAUAAACGGCGUUGUGUCAGUCGGAGUGUAAAUAUUUAUCACUACUGCAGCAGAACAGGAGAGGGUUAGGAACAAAACGCAUCUUUUGCAUUUCCUAUGUACUUUAUGACCACAAACAAAGUGCACACAUCCAAAUAAAGACUGCUGACGAGUGGUCGAAUAUGAUAAGCGAGUGUGGCUGAGAAUGCAAACACGAGCGAGGGGGGGUCAAAGGGGAUGGAAAGAUGAGUCAUUAGCAUUCAAACGAGAGAUGUCUCUUCAUCGUUUGAAAAAAGAAAAAAAUCGGGAUCGUUCAUGGAUGUGAAACUGGGAUUCAAGGUUCACUGCCUGGUGAAAAAAUAAUAAAAAAUCACAGAACAAGACAAGCGCAGGUAUCUACUAAAAUACAGUCUAGGAGAGUGCAGACUUCCUCCAAGGCCUGUCAUACACUUUCAUAGGUACCAACUUCCUGCAUGGGUAACCAUUCGUUUUAAUAACGAUUUGAUUUGUAUCAUGGUUUGUGGUUGGCAAUUCGAUUCAAGGAUGAUAUUAGUUCAUUUAGAACGAUACGAUUGGAAACGAUUCAGUAACUUUGAAUCGAUUCAGUAACUUUUUAGCCAACAAUUCAACCAGUGUGACUGAAAUGAAUACCAAGAUACUGGACAGUGCAGGUGAAGUUUCCUAGAUUCCUGUUCUUUGUAAGGGAAACAAGUAUAAAUUAUUAAUAAUGCUGAAAUACAUAAGAAUAAACGAUCGAGUACAAAAAAUGAGUGAAAAAUGCAAUACAAAAUCAGGAUGAACCUGGAAAAUAGUGCCUUUGAAUCCCAUUGGUUUAACAAAAGCUGUGAUCGACCCACGGACCAUGGCAAGUACAACCGUACUCCAAAAUUUGACUUAGGCUGUGACAUUUGUUUUAAAAGUCAGCAGAGUAGCCAUUACAUUUUUUAAAUAAAAAGUGCAGGGAAGAAAAUAAAGUGUCAUGAAGGCAGCAGCAGCACGCUGUAUUCGUUUCCACGCCACACUACCGUUACUGCAGUUAUUCUGGGGCAAAAUUAACAUAUUUCGCACCAUCAGAUUUUAAUGAAAUUUUAUCUGCAGAUAUUAAAGUGACUUUAUAUCCUACAUACUGUACCUUUUAUCUUGUCCUGAAGCUCUGAUCCGUGUGUUUGAAAGGCUUAAAGUUGGACUUAACCUUUCUUUCUGUAUACGAAUGAAAAUACACCCGAUAUCAUAAGAAAAAAUAACAUUUUUAAGGACGUCCCCAUGGACUCUCCUAAUCGAGUGCGCACACACAGUGUUCGAUUUUUGCAUGGCUAAAAUACGGCGAUUGUAUUUGUAACAUUCCUGCAUAUGUGUUAUGACCUGCAAACGCCCCUCCGCUCGGCGUCCACGCGGCCCAAAUUUUCCUGCACCGCACACCUAGGAAAUUUUCUAACUAUGUGGAAAAACAUGGCGGACAAGCAAGAGCCCCUGGUGGCGGAGAUUCGAAAAUACAGACGUCUUUAUGAUUCGUCUCAUAAAAAUCACCACGAUCAACAGAUCGUCAUCAAUUAUUGGAGAGAAAUUGCUGCCACUCUUGGAAGAGACGAGGAGGCAGUAAAAAAAAAGUUGAACAAAUUUAAGAGACCGAUAUGAAAGGCAAGAAAGGGAAAAUUGGUGAUCCAGGAGGAGGCAAGAAUGCCCCACCAAUUCUGAAAGAGAUGGGUUGCCUAUCGUCCUUUAUCAAACACAGAAGCGUUUAAGCUCAUGCUUGUCACCGUGUUGUAAACAACGCUUUCAAUGCCAUAGAUGCUCUACAUUUCCGCGCCGCACGUACAUGCGUCAAACACAAUCCAACUUAAGCUUCACUGCUACUGGACUGUAAACCAGGCGUACAAAACGUCCUUACUUCGUAUAUUGCCCCCAUAAAUGUCACUUAAAAGGAGUUUCAAAUAAGGCCAGAUGAGGUAAAUUUGAAGAGUGAAUGAAGCGAAUGAACUGUAUUUCACAGGUCAACUACAACUCCCACGACCACCACCUACCUGGAAGACAGUGACGUCACCGACAGGCAGACUGUAACAUUUAACGUCUUUAUCAUUCAAUGCUAAAAAAAAGCACAUUCUUAUAAAGCCCGCCGUCCUUAAAUCAAUGCUUCAUUUCCUAGUAUCGAUUCAAUCGAUUGAUUACCUUUUAAACGAUGUUAGAUAUAUACAGUAUGUCGUCCUGAAUGGAAACUUGAGAACCCAGAUCUACAUAUGUAGCUAAAUCGUAGGAAUAUAAAUGGAUGCAUCGAUAUAGUGAAUAAAUCGUUACACCCCUAUUAUUUGCAUUGUUUUCUGUAUGAAAAGCGAAAUUUUUUGUCUGCAAUGGAUUAAUUGGGUGUACAUUAUUUGUGGACUCAAGUCACAAUUUUAAUGAAUAUGGACGAGACAAUAUGACUUGAAAAUAGGGCCGCACGGUUGUCAAGUGGUUAACAUGUUGGCCACGCAGUCACAGUCUGGAGAUCGGGAAGACCUGGGUUCGAUUCUCCCCUGGGCAUCUCUGUAUGGAGUUUGCAUGUUCUCCCCGUGUGCGUGUGGGUUUUCUCCGGGUACUCGGGUUUGCACAGGGUGUUCGCAUGUGGCGUGCUGAUUUUCGAGCCGUAGACUGGCCGUCAAACAAACUCUACGGGUACUCUUACGCAUUUCACACGUCUUUGUGCAUUGUCCGUACAGCCAAUGUGUGUCUAUAGUGUGUUUUGCUGGUGUCAGGUUUAGGCAAAAUGUCAAUUUUUCCGCACGUGGCACUUGUCGACUCCUACACGUGCACCACACAUACGUAAUUAGUGUGGCCAACACGUGUUAUUUGGCGUACGUGGCGAGAUCUUACUCCUUCAUUGUCACCACAACUACGUUCUCCACAAACAAAAACAAAGAAAUCGCAGUGACUUGGGGAAGGCCAGAAAACGCACAGCAAAAAAAUAGUAGAUCCGGUUUUGACCGAAACUUAAAUCCUGAAUGCCGUCAGCACUCAAACAAAAUGCAUCCCGAGCGUGUGUCAAAUUUAAUAGAUGGUUACAUUGUUCAAAUGCCACUUUUUUCUGGGAGACAUGUGGUUAUGACUCCUAAGGACUCGUAAGAAAUUUCAAGUCUAUGACUUCGGAAUUGACUUGACCUGACUUGUCUUGACUUGAGACUUGCAAAACACCCACUUUCUCCCAACUUUGUGAUUUCCUACGGGAAAAUUUGAUUUGAUUUUUGUCAGACAUUUUGGAAUGAAUAAUGAAUGAAUGCAAAAAAAAAAUCUAAAUCCAGCAUUUUUAGCUUGUAUUGUCACCACAACCCAAUGUAUUUUUCCAUGGCCCCUGAGGUGUCCCCAAACUUUUUUCUUUUACAAUCUCAUUAGCGAGCUUUCAUCAA
Dunckerocampus dactyliophorus (ringed pipefish) is the source of this 6084-nucleotide messenger RNA. RefSeq names its product Src like adaptor 1a (gene sla1a). Lineage: Eukaryota; Metazoa; Chordata; Actinopteri; Syngnathiformes; Syngnathidae. Gene Ontology annotation, molecular function: protein binding. The transcript is spliced from 9 exons. The record is from RefSeq and is a predicted model, not a curated record. The coding region runs from base 218 to 1063 and encodes 281 amino acids.